AUGAUUGUUCGUGAUCUCGCCUCACAGGUGCAGUCCUUGGAGGAUUUCCUCUCUGCAGAGGUUCCACCUUGGAAGCAAGAUCCUUCCGACCUGUGCGCAUACUUGGAUGCCUACAUGAUGGCGGAGCGGCCGGUGCAGCCCUUAGAGGAUUUCUUGUCCAAUAACGAGGGACACUUCCCGGUCUACCUCUGGAUCUACGACCUGUCUAGAGGAUUCGCAUCUCACUGGGCGGAGACGCUUGUGGGAAUCAAGCUCGAGGGCAUCUGGCACACGUCAGUCGUGGUGGAGUGGCCUCAGCGGUCGAGCGAGUUCUCGUUUGGAGGGCAAAUUUGCGAAUGCAAGCCCGGGACGACGCCGUAUGGGCAGCCGCUGGAAAAAAGGUUUCUUGGCUACACUGCCAAGACACGGCUGCAGGUCCGCAAGUUCUUCAUACGGCUGUGCCUUGCCACCGACGAUUAUGAUGGUCGACAUUAUGACCUUCUGUGCAACAAUUGCAACCACUUCACGCACAAGUUGCUCCAGCAUUUGUUCCACGAGAACCUUCCUGGAAAGAUGCCUGACGUGCUUGACCAGCCUUCCGUGGUUCGGGACACAGCAUGGUGGGUCAAAGCCUUCGAGGCCAAGCGCUCCUUUGGUUGCUGGCCAGGUUCCACUAGGCGCGCCUUGCAGAGCGGAACCAGGAUGGCGUGGCCCAGGGUCAGGCUGCUGGUGACCGCCCGCGGGAUGCAGCGAUUGGGUGACACCUGGCCAGAGGCUGCGACCGGAUCCCAGACCAUGCCAGGUGGUGCCGGCACGGCCAUUGGAGGCAGAGCUCUUGAUGCUGGCCGAGAGGGGGGAGAAGGUCCAGUGCAGGGUCGGCGAGGACUCGCUGCCCUGCCGCUGGCAGCGUUUGCUGCAUGCAGUGGUGCGGACACCUGCGACUUGGUUGCCCUGGUUCACGAGGAAGCCGGUGCGCGGAACAUGUCUGAGGCAAGCCUUGGCUGUUGGGUUGUGGAGCUGGCGCUCCAGCCCCCUGCCGAGGACCGUGAGGAUGCCUCAGCUUUGGCAUGGAGCAUCUCUGAGCAUCCCUCGCCGUUGACAAGCUCAACCGAUCGCGAAUCGCUCUGGAGGGCAAAGUCUUUCCACCAUCUGUCGGGCUGUCCAACCUGCGCGAAGUGGUCCCGCGCCAGGCGAGGCUUGGCCCGGGCGACAGCUUGGCGGCGACGGCGCGUUCUCCGUCAAAAUCCAGGACGCGAGGAGUCCGGCGAGGAGGACGUUCUCGUGAACCUAGGUCCCAGGCUAUGCAUCCCCCUGCCCAACGGUGGUGGGCAAGCUGGCGAAGCACGGCAGCUUGUCGUGUCCACUGCAAAGGCUAGAACAAUCAGCGGAUGGUCAAACACAGUGCGUCCGUUUUUUGGAUGGAUCCAGCAUCGAGUCCAUCUCCAUGUCUGCUACGUGUGUGUGUGUGUGUGUGUGCGUUCAUACUCAACUACUUGCUCAACUUGA
Molecule: messenger RNA, 1485 nt
Organism: Symbiodinium natans
Lineage: Eukaryota; Dinophyceae; Suessiales; Symbiodiniaceae
Source: the annotation of a GenBank genome assembly